Molecule: messenger RNA, 1340 nt
Organism: Myotis davidii
Lineage: Eukaryota; Metazoa; Chordata; Mammalia; Chiroptera; Vespertilionidae
Gene: PAQR6
Product: progestin and adipoQ receptor family member VI
Exons: 7
Coding region: 375-1076 (233 amino acids)
Cellular component (GO): membrane
Molecular function (GO): signaling receptor activity
Source: RefSeq, a predicted model, not a curated record
CCGGCUGGAGGGGUUGGCCGUGUGCUGAAGGCCCAGUGAGCUGCCUGCUAAUGGGGCUGGGCCACCCUGCGCUGCUCCCGGAGGCUGGACAAGGCUGGGAUUGUUCUCUGGCUCCUUUGUCUCCCGUCCCCUGGCCCGCCGGCCUGCCACUCUCCUCCCUCCCGUUGGCCUGGCUGGCAGGGGCACCCGGGCCUGCUGACCCACCUGCUUGGGAGCUCCAGUCAAGCUCUGGGGUGGUUCCAUCCGCCUAGCUGGCCCAGCCCCACCAAUUGUGCCAAGGAAUGUGCCUGGGAGAGGCGGCCUGAGGCCGGCGGGCAGCAGAGCCACGGCCACCCGGAGGCAUUGCACAGGUCAACGUGGAGGUGCGGGCCACCAUGCUCAGCCUCAAGCUACCCCAACUCCUUCAAGUCCACCAGGUCCCCCGGGUGUUCUGGGAAGACGGCAUCGUGUCUGGCUACCGCCGCCCCACCAGCUCGGCCUUGGACUGUAUCCUCAGCUCCUUCCAGAUGACCAACGAGACUGUCAACAUCUGGACUCACUUCCUGCCCACCUGGUUCCCUGAGCUGGAAAGCCCUGGGCUCAGUAAGAUCCUCCGUACGGGCGCUUUCGCCUACCCCUUCCUGUUUGACAACCUCCCACUCUUCUAUCGGCUGGGACUGUGCUGGGGCAGGGGCCACAGCUGUGGGCAUGAGGCGCUAAGCAUCAAUCAUGGCUACCACCUGUUGUGCGCGCUGCUCACUGGUUUUCUCUUCGCCUCUCACCUGCCUGAGCGGCUGGCACCAGGACGCUUUGACUACAUUGGCCACAGCCACCAGCUCUUCCACAUCUGUGCAGUGCUGGGCACCCACUUCCAGCUGGAAGCGGUGCUGGCUGAUAUGGAGUCUCGCCAAGCCUGGCUGGCCACACAGGCGCCCCCCCUGGGCCUGGCAGGCACAGUGGCCACGCUGGGCUUGGCGGUGGCGGGGAACCUGCUCAUCAUUGCUGCCUUCACAGCCUCCCUAUUUCGGGCCCCUAGUACAUGCCCCCUGCUGCAGGGUGGUCCGCCGGAGGGGGGUACUAAUGCCAAACAACAGUGAGGCCUUGUUGCUGGGGGAGCCCAGACCCAGACCUGAAAGGGUGUGGGGCACGUAGGAGCCUGGAAGCAGAAGUGACUGAGAGAGUGCGGAGGAGAAAAGGCAGAGGAGAGGAGCUGGUGGGGCUGGCAGAGAGCAGGAGGGUCAGUGAGCGAGCUCUUGAUGGGGCUGGGGAAGUGCUGAGGGUCUGAGAGGGGAGGUGUGUGUCCAGGCUAGAGGGCCUCCCCUUCCGGGCAGAGGCUGGGAUGGGGAGGUGUUGGGGCCCUU